Molecule: messenger RNA, 1501 nt
Organism: Tilletiopsis washingtonensis
Lineage: Eukaryota; Fungi; Basidiomycota; Exobasidiomycetes; Entylomatales
Product: Annexin
Exons: 4
Coding region: 17-1501 (494 amino acids)
Cellular component (GO): cytoplasm
Molecular function (GO): calcium-dependent phospholipid binding; calcium ion binding
Source: RefSeq, a predicted model, not a curated record
CGCACAACAGCCCGCCAUGUCCAACCCCUACGCAAACGGCGCACCUCAAGUCCCGUACGGCGCCCCGCCCGGCCCGCCGCCGCAGCACGGCGGCCAGCAGUGGGCGCCGCCGCCCGGCCCGCCUGGCCAGGGCUAUGCGCCGCCGCCGGGCGCGCCGCCGACGGGCUUCCACAGCGGCUACCCGCAACAGGGCUACCCUCAGCCGCCGCCGCAGGGCUACCCUCAGCAGCCGCCGCAAGGGUACCCGCAGCAGCCGCAGCAGGGCUACGGCGCGCCGCCCGGCAACCCAUACGGCGCACCAGCACCGAACCCGUACGGCGCACCAGCAGCGAACCCAUACGGCGCACCCGCACCCAACCCGUAUGGCGCGCCGCAAGCGCACGCAGCGCCAGCGCACGCCCCGCCCCCCAUGCAGGUCGCGCCUCAGGCUCCGCCGCACGCCUUUGGCCAGGGCGGCUACACCUACAACGGCCUGCCGAUCCCGCCGCCGCCCGGCGCGCCGCCUGCUGCCGCGGGCGGGAACCCGGCGACGAUGGCGACCGUCGAGCAGAUCCGCAAGGCGACCAAGGGCUUCGGCACCGACGAGAAGUCGCUGAUUGCCGCGCUUGCCCCGCUCGACGCCUUCGCAGCCGAUGCUGUCGAGAAGCAGUUCCGCAUGACAGUGGGGAAGGACCUCAUCAAGGUGAUCGAGAAGGAGGUGAGUCAGUCACGGCGCAAGCACCGCGCGUACAGCCUGACGUCGUUGCUUCAGACGUCUGGCUACUUCGAGUACGCGCUGCGGCUCAAGGCUCUUGGCCCCGUCGGCGGCGACGUGUGGCUCCUGCACCGCGCUUGCGACGGGCUCGGCACGCACGAGGACCUGCUCAACGAGCUGCUGCUGCUGCGCACCAACAACGACAUCUACAUUCUCAAGCAGGCCUACCGCGCCGUGUACGGCAAGGAUCUCGUGCAGGUCGUUGACGGCGAGCUCAGCAUGAAGACGAAGCGGCUCUUCACCAUGGCGCUCGGCGGCGCGCGGCAGGAGGAUGCGGCGCCCGUCGACUCGGCGCAGGUCUCGGCCGAUGUCAAGGCCCUCAAGUCGGCUGCACGCGGCGCCGGCACAGACGAGAUCGCCAUCUGCUCCAUCCUCGUGUCGCGCUCCACGCCGCACCUGCAGGCCAUUGCACGCGCGUACGGCAGCAACGGCCUCAGCAAGAUGGUCGAGAGCGAGUUCUCGGGCCACAUGAAGGACGCGCUGCUGUACAUUGCCAACGGCGUGGAGAAGGACGGCUGGGGCGUCGAGCGCGACGCACGGCUGAUCGAGGCGUCGAUGGCCGGCAUGGGCACGAAGGACGAGCGGCUCGCGUACCGCCUCAUCCGUGCAUCGUGGAACGUGCAGCGCUUUGCCCACAUCAAGCAGGUAUACGCCGGCAGCGUGCACAAGAAGGGCCUGCGCAGCCGUGUGGACGGCGAGACGAGCGGCGACUUUGGGCGCAUGCUGCUGGCCAUCGUCGGCCAGUAG